CGCUCACCACACCUACGUCGACCUCGCUGCCGCUCCCUAUAUAACCUCAGCGACGCGCAUGACAACGGGCACCCCUGCUCUACCCUCGUCCGCGCUGCUCUUGUCGUCGUCGUCGUCGUUGUGGUCGUCCUUGUUCUAAUUACGUUACACGCGAGAACAAUAGACUACCCUACCUCCUGGCCUAAACCUUCCACAUCCCGAUAUCCAUCCUUCCAAACUUUCCGCCUCCCAUGCGUUUAUCAGUCGCCAGGCUGCGACACUUCGCGACGGCUCUUUUGAUCCUUUCGCCUUUCGUCGAGUGUCGCGAAAAGUCUCUAUUUACCUCUUCCGUGUCGUACUGCUCCCCACCCGAAGCCAUUCUCAUCUCACAGUUUGAUGUCAAAUACUUUGCCGACAACUCCUCCGUUUUCUUCAACGUGUCGGCCGCUAGCGUUGAAAAGGACGCGAACGUGACAGCGAACCUCUACUUGAAUGUCUACGGCUUGACAUGGAACUUCACGAUUAACUUAUGUGAUGUCCUAAGCGGUGCCCUCUGCCCUCUCCCUCAGUACCAACUGAACGGCUCGGAGACCAUUCAGUUACCUUCCUCUCUGGACGUGUCGUCCAGAGUUCCGGGAAUCGCAUACCAGGUUCCCGACCUGGAGGCUUUCGCGCAGCUGAAGCUGAACGAAGUCAGUACCGGCGAUCUCAAGGCGUGCGUCCAGUCCACUCUGUCCAAUGGAUGGUCAACACAUCAACCGGGCGUCGAAUGGGCAACUGGCGCCGUGGCCAUUCUUGCCUUCCUGUCUGCAAUCUGGCAUUCCAUCAUCCCCGAAUCCCUCGCACCCUUCCGAUUCCUAGACUUAAUUUAUCUCUACCAGGCGAUAGCUACUUCUGCGUUCCUGGACCUCAAUUAUUCAUCCCUCUACCGCGCCUUCACACUCAACUUCUCAUGGGCGAUGGGGCUCUUCCCAAUGUCCUUCACUUCAUCUAUGCAGAACUCUAUCAACAAUAUGCGACACAAGACCGGUGGUCACCUUGCGGACUCCAGUAGCGGGAAUGCUGUGAGUCUCGUGAACCGUCGGCUCAGUCCGUAUAAUCAAGAUUACGUGGUUCCGGAAAGUCUCAUUGCAAAGGCUGGCGCAUUGCCGUCGAUGGACUUCGUUAAAGGGUUCAUCUUCCCUUCUGCUGCCUCCCCUCGCAACACUUCCGUUCUGGCGACGCGAGACGUCGCCACAGUCACCACUGAUUCCGAUAAUGUUCUGCAAGCGGGCAUCCCUAUCUACGUCAACUCUGUUGGCAUUUCAACAGGCAAUGCUUUCAUGACCAUUUUCCUCGUGGUCCUCAUUAUGAUCGCGAUCGCUUCGGCUGCUCUCGCCGUUGGAUACGGCUUGGCGCUGUUACUGACGCGUUCUCGGUGGGGCCAACGAGAGAGUGUAUUGGAAUUCGAGGAUCGCUACUCUGCUUUUGCGAGAGCGUGGGGUCUACGACUGGCCUUCCUCGCUUUCUCUCCAGUCGUGAUCUUCACCUUCUACCAGUGGACCUUGAAAGACUCGUGGCUUGCUGUCCUGCUUUCCGUGAUCAUGUUCCUCGUCAUCGUUGCAUAUGUGCUGUGGCCCUCCUUCGUCACCCUACGCCUUGCUCGCGACUCAUCGCCCUUCGCGCUUUACACGCAUACCGAUCACCUGCAAGCAAACGGGCCAUUGUAUGCGCAAUACCGCAAUCCUCGCUAUUACUUCUUCGCUCCUCUGAUUGUCGGGGCCUUCCUCAAGGCGCUGUUCGUAUCAUUCGCGAAGGCGAGCGGCACAACGCAGGUUAUCGCGCUCAUUAUCAUCGAGUUUGCUGUCUUUGUCGCCGUUGUGACCCUUAAACCGUUCAGACGUCGGGGCGGCGAUUUCCUAGCGGGUUACCUGGCUAUUGUACGGCUUAUUUGUACGGGGCUCAUGGUGUCCUUCAUCGAGCGCCUGAACGUCAAGCCCAUCCCGCGAACCGUUAUUGGCGCUGUGAUUGCCGUGAUCUGGGCUGUGGCUGUUGUCGUUAUGUUCAUCAAUAUUGUGGUGAACCUUGGCCUGUCGAACCUGUGGCGUCGUCACAAGAACUCUGCGCAGUCCUCUAUCUUGGAGAAGGGUGAGACUAUCGAGAAGAGCCGACGUGGUAGUUGGCGUCAGCUUCCGUCGCCGGAGGAUAAGCUUGAAGAUCGUGCAGCGCAGGGCCCCUAUCCCGAGUUCCAGCGCGAGAACUCUGAUUCGACGUUGAAUGACUCGUCUCAAUCGAGACGUUCGUUGCGGCAAUCGACCAUCCCCUCCCAAUAUUCCCAUUAUUCACCAGAAGGAUCGCAGUACUCUACACCAUCACGGACUCCCCUUUCUCAUCUCGAGCCCUUACCGCCUCACCAAGAGCAUUUUUGAAGGACUCAUUCAUUCUAGACUCGCAUCGUUCAGUCGCAUCGAAGGAUCUUCAUUGCAUCUAAUGUUAUCUGCAUCUCACUCGAUCGUCACAAUGCAUUUGCCUGGCUUUUCUACAUCUGCACUAGUUCUACUGCAUCUUUCUGUGUGACCACAUUCGUUUUACCGUAGAAUAUGUAUUUUAGGGUUCGGGCUAAUUAUCAGAAUGCCUUUUACGACUAUAGAUUUUUGCUGUAAAGACCAUUAUGUAUCCUUUAGGGUUUCUGGUUAUCGAAUGAA
This is a messenger RNA of Gloeophyllum trabeum ATCC 11539, 2663 nucleotides long. RefSeq names its product TRP-domain-containing protein. Gene Ontology annotation, biological process: transmembrane transport; fungal-type cell wall biogenesis. The transcript is spliced from 5 exons. Bases 231 to 2387 code for a protein of 718 amino acids. The record is from RefSeq and is a predicted model, not a curated record. NCBI's taxonomy places the organism in Eukaryota, Fungi, Basidiomycota, Agaricomycetes, Gloeophyllales, Gloeophyllaceae.